This is a messenger RNA of Punica granatum (pomegranate), 1498 nucleotides long. The record is from RefSeq and is a predicted model, not a curated record. Lineage: Eukaryota; Viridiplantae; Streptophyta; Magnoliopsida; Myrtales; Lythraceae.
ACUCGUAUUUUCAGUCCAUAGGCAUGGGCUUCCUGUCCCGGAUAAGUCAUUAACAGGGAUCAGAACUACCUUAGCGCCGUUACCAAACACUCCGCAUCCCGGCCAUUCCUCUAUGGUGCAAAAUUAGGGUUUAAGGAACUCCAGGAAUUCAAUAUUUGCGGGGUUUUAGGACUCUCCUUGGAUCCAUCAAUUGAAUCUCGCAACCAUGUGGCGCGGAGCUAGAUGGAGCUCGAAAUCGAUCGCCCGGCGCCUCUGCACCGCGACACGGCGCCGUGUCGAGGAUGAGGGUGACUGGGUCUACUCGUCGGAGUGGUGGGGGACGGAUUUCGACGGCCACACCGUCCUCCGUUCGACCUCCGAUAAGGGAAAUGGAGUCGUUUCCGUCGUCUCGUAUCCUUCUUCUCGACCCAAUCGAGUUAACUGGUCUGGAAUGGAAAAUUGGCUUCAGCAAAGAUAUGCAGAGUUACAACCUGGAAAUAGCAAUGAGGAACGUUUUAGGGUACUAGGAUACCAGUGGCGUGUGCUCCGAUUUAAUGAUAAUACUCGUCAAAGCACUGUUAAGAUAAUGGCCGCCUAUCGAGAGUCAGAUCCUCGUUCUGUGUGCUUUAUGCAGCAAGCCCAUUGUUUGGCUGUCCCAUACCUCAAAAGCAUGGUAUCGGUCGGGCUGGCAACAAUAGCAGCUUCUGAUUAUGAUCUCACCGGUGCUGUGCUUGGGAAGAAAUCCAUGAAUAUCUUAUGCAUUGGGCAUGGUGGAGGUAGCUUGCCAUUGUUCUUGGCCAAUAAAAUUCAAGGGGCCAAGGUUCACAUUGUUGAAAUCGACAGCAUAGUCAUCUCAGCCUCUAUUCAAGCAAUGGGGUUUCCCGCUUUCUCCCUCAUGAGUCCUUCAGGAGGUCGUGCUAUUUCAAAACCUGAUGACCUCGAUCAAGUCCUAUGGAAAGGUCUCCAUGAGAGGCUCUUCCUCUUCGAAUCUGAUGCUGAGAAUUUCAUCCUCAACAACUCCACAGAAGAAUUGUAUGAUAUGGUGUUCAUCGAUGCCUAUGAUGGGGAUGACAUCUUCCCCCACAAGCUGUGGAACCCUCAAUCCCCUUUCCUCCAAUUGCUUAGCAAUCGGAUCCACCCAAGGCACGGGACAGUAGUGGUGAAUCUCCAUUCAGACUCAGACAUUCGGGAUCAUGAUGGGUCGAUCCCAUCAGUCCUUCAGCAGCUUCUCCCUAUGGGCAAGUAUUUAUCUAGCGUUUGCAGGGCAUACAAGGAUGUCUUGGCUCUGUCCUGUGGUUCAGCAUUUUUAGUUUCGGUUCCUUGGGUCUGCAAUUCAUCCCUCGUGGUGAGUAGAGGUCUUACUGAUCGUAGGGGCUUGCUGGGUAAAAGGGAUAGUGCUGUGGAACAUCUUGUAUCCAAGUCUUUUGAGGUUGAACAUCUCUUGGACUUGCCAUUUUCGUGCUUGGAGUAUAUAAAGAGGAAUUUCAUGUUUGUCGAUUAAAUCUCAAUGAGUUUUAUA